AUGAAAAAAAACGCAUCUAAAAUUUUUAACAGACUCAAACUAAUCCAAAAUAAAUAAUAAAGUGUUCAGUUUGGUGUUAAUAGAUUGAAACCUCUUUAUGACUUUUCUGCCAAAGGGAUUGCUGAAAAUAUAACCACAAUAAAAAGAUAUUAUCAAGAUGUUGCUUAUAUAGGACCAUCUAUCUCCUCCUUUCUUCAAGAUAUACCCCAUAAUCUUGAUCUCAAAAAUUUGUUUAUUUGUGAUAGCACUGAAGAGCUAGUUAGGGAAAGCCUACAAGAAAUUGAUUUAAUUGCUCCUUAAAUAAAUUUAUAUAAAAAAUUCCCUGAUUUAAAAAUUUAUCCUCUUAUUGUAGAUGAGGAACUGUUUCCUUUUAAAUCAGAAUCCCUUGAUAUGGUUAUUUCUAACAUGAAUAUGCAUUACGUCAAUGAUUUGUCUGUAGGGUUCUCUAGAAUUUUAGAUUCUUUGAAGCCAGAUGGCACUCAUAUAGGAGCAAUAUUAGGAGAAGAAACACUGCAAGAACUAAGAAUUGCAUUUACUUUAGCAGAAAGCGAAAGAUGUGGUGGUGUGAGUUAGCAUGUUAGUCCAUUUGUUACAAUUACUGAAUUAGGAAAUUUGAUUACAAGAUUAUCUUAUAAUCUACCAACCGUCUUUUCUGAAAAGAGAAUGCUUUACUUUGAAAGUUCUGUUGAUCUAAUGCAGUUUUUGCAAGAUUGUGGAGAUAACUCAUGUCUUCUUGAAAAGAGAAAAGGAGUUUUAAAAGAUACACUUUUAGGAAGUAUUGCUAUAUAUGAUUCACUCUUUAAAGAAAUAAAUGAUCCUGAGUAUAAAAAUUAGAUAUUUAGUACAUUUGAAAUAAUAAGCUACGCUGGCUGGAAAUAUCAUGAAAGUUAGCCAAAACCAAAGAAAAGAGGUAGUGCAGAAUUCAGCUUGAAGGACCUAAGUAAAGAAAUAGUUGAUAUAGAUCCUGAAGCUGCCUAAAGAAUGAAAUCAGGUGAAAUACUUGAAGAAGGGGAUGGGCCAGACGAGGCUGACCCUUUACAAGAUUUAUAAAAUGAAAAUGAGUUAGAGCCAAAAAAGAAAAAUUGA
This is a messenger RNA of Tetrahymena thermophila SB210, 1086 nucleotides long. RefSeq names its product SAM-dependent methyltransferase. Lineage: Eukaryota; Ciliophora; Oligohymenophorea; Hymenostomatida; Tetrahymenidae. The record is from RefSeq and is a predicted model, not a curated record. Gene Ontology annotation, biological process: mitochondrial respiratory chain complex I assembly. The transcript is spliced from 4 exons. Gene Ontology annotation, cellular component: mitochondrion. Gene Ontology annotation, molecular function: S-adenosylmethionine-dependent methyltransferase activity.